Molecule: messenger RNA, 231 nt
Organism: Clunio marinus
Lineage: Eukaryota; Metazoa; Arthropoda; Insecta; Diptera; Chironomidae
Source: the annotation of a GenBank genome assembly
AUGGGAGGAUCAUCAUCAUUAAGCUCGUUUGCGAAGAAAGAAAAUCUCUCGUUAGAAAAUAAAGAAAAAGAAACAAAAGAGAAAAAAGAGAAGCAAAAAUAUCCGAAAUAUUCUGUUUCAUCUUUAAAGAGUGUAGAACGCAUACGCAAAUUCAAAUUGAGUCUUACUGAGUUUUUAACAGUGUCGCAAAUGAUUCUUGAUUCUGAUUAUGAUAAUGGCCGAAUUGAGUAG